UAGCAUAACAGUUUUCUGAAAAAUUGAAAUCAAAAUCCCCGCCAAAGGCCUGGAAUCGAUAAUAAAUGGAAAAACCUCCAAGAAGAGCAGAUAGCGGCGAAUGGCGAUGGAGAGCGGAAUGAUAUCAGUGGACAGGUGGGGGAAUGGAAGCCAGGCCUACUUCCUCACCCACCUCCACGCCGACCAUACACAGGGACUCUCUCCUUCAUGGCGGAAAGGCCCACUCUUCUGCUCCCGCGUCUCCGCCGUCCUCUUCCCUUCCAAGUUCCCCGGCUUCGACCUCUCCCUCCUCCGUGUCGUCGAUGUCGGCAACUGGUAUUCCCUUUCCCUCCUCUCCCCCUCCUCCGCCUCCUCUACCCAUGUCCACUUCAUGCCCCUCGACGCUCACCACUGCCCAGGAGCGGUCAUGUAUUUGUUUCGUGGUGAAUUUGGUUGUGAGCUUCACACUGGGGAUUUUCGUUGGGAAGAAAGAAGUGAUAGAGCACUUAUUGGAAGGGAAAUGCUACUCAAUGCUCUGAAGGAUGUAAAACUUGAUUUCCUGUACAUGGACAAUACUUAUUGCAAUCCAUCAUAUUCCUUUCCUUCUCGUGAAGUGGCUGCUAGGCAGGUUGUGAAUAUCAUUGCCUCCUAUCCUAAGCAUGACGUUGUCAUUGCUAUUGACUCGUUGGGGAAAGAAAACCUUCUGGUAUACAUAUCCCGUGUACUCAAAAUAAAGAUUUGGGUGUGGCCAGAGCGCCUGCAAACCAUGCAUCUGCUUGGUUUCCGUGACAUCUUUACAACUAAAACUUCUCUUACCAGAGUCCGUGCAAUUCCUCGUUACAGUUUUAGCAUUGAGACUCUUGAAGCUUUGAAUAUAAGGCGUCCUACAAUAGGAAUCAUGCCAUCUGGACUUCCAUGGUUAGUGAAAACAGAUGGGGGAAAUAACAAUACAUUUGGCUCUUCUCGUUUAGUUUGUAACCAUGACGAGAGCAGUUGGCACUCAAAUGCUGCCACUAGCAGCAAGCCAAGCUGUCCAAAUAAAGAUUCAAACAUUUUUGAAAGAUACCAUCAAUAUAUAUAUACCGUUCCAUAUUCUGAUCACUCUUGCUUUGCUGAGUUACAAGAUUUUGUCAAGCUUCUAAAACCAGUUAAUAUUAAAGGCAUUGUCACUAAAGCUCCUUGUUGCAUUAACCCCAUGUAUUACUUUGGACAUCUUUGUGGAACAAAGCAAGCAUCAAAAGUGUUGCACCAGAAGCCAGGAACCAUAAGAAUCGACAGAGUUGAAGCUGCUCGUAUUAAGUCUUCUACUCGAAGUGGUGACUCUAGGGUAAAGAGGAAAAAGAGUGUUAAAAAGUUGGAGCAUGCAACUGUUCAUGUUGGUAGGGUUAGCAUAUUGAGAAGAGUGCGGCGUGGGGCAAAGAUUCUGGAUACAGAUUGUAUUGAUUAACUGCUAACUCCCAUAUAGAAAGUGAGAUUCUUCCCAUUUCGUGCUGCAAAUACUAUAGCCACUGAAGGUAACAUCCUUACUCUGCUAGAUCCCAGAUUGCGGGGGGGUUGCAGAUAUCGAUGAGGCAUCAAGAACCUGCAAAGUUGCCCUCUGGUGCAUCCAAGAUGAUGAAAAACACAGGACAUCAAUGGGUCAGGUUGCUCAAAUUCUUGAAGGAGUUUUAGAUGUGGGCUUUCCCCUUAUACCCAGAUCUCUUGAAUUGUUUGCCAAUAACCAGGAGACCAUUGUUUUCUUCACUGAGCCGUCCUCAACUAAGAGCAGCUCACAUUCUCACAGCACCUCUUCAAAUGCUUCCUCUCAAACAGAAAACAACCCAUCAUAAUCAAUCGUAAGGAAGUUAGUAAACGUAUUCUUUUAUCUUUUUUCUUCAGUUUUUCAUUUCUCAU
Molecule: messenger RNA, 1872 nt
Organism: Ipomoea nil (Japanese morning glory)
Lineage: Eukaryota; Viridiplantae; Streptophyta; Magnoliopsida; Solanales; Convolvulaceae
Product: 5' exonuclease Apollo
Exons: 4
Coding region: 101-1426 (441 amino acids)
Biological process (GO): double-strand break repair via nonhomologous end joining; interstrand cross-link repair; protection from non-homologous end joining at telomere
Molecular function (GO): 5'-3' DNA exonuclease activity; damaged DNA binding
Source: RefSeq, a predicted model, not a curated record